AUGGCUGUGGGCUUCGAGUCCUUGGACCAUGAGAGACCAGGGCCAGCUGUCCCAUGCCAGGGCCCUCCACCAGGGGUCUCAGCCUGUCGGGAGCCCCCAGCCUUGGCCUGCACAAGACCCCCAGAGAAAGCAGUGCUUCCAUCUGGUUUGGAGGAGAAGCCCUGCCAGCCCCUCAGCUGGCCCCUUAGUGGGCCUCACCCGAGACAUAACAGCUGCCGCCCGAGAGUCCUGUCCCAGCGGCCAGAAAAUCCCAGCCCUUCUCCAGGCUACAAUGACCCUUUGCAAGGCUUGGCAACCAAAAGCCCUGGGUCUGAAGCAGACUGGCCAGUAGCCACUGAUAAACCUGGAAAACAAGGCCUAGAGACCUGGGUGCCUUCCCCCUGUGACACAGUAAAAUAUCAACCUCGUGUCUGCCCAGCCCCAAAUCUGUGCUUCUUCCACCUGCCCACCCUCCCACCCCUUUCCCCGUGGGCUACCAGCUCCACUCACCGGCUCUCCUGGCCUCCUGUCUCCCCAGCCUCCAGCUGCGGGGUGCCCAGCUUCCCGCCCAACCUAUCCACCCGCGUGGUGGGAGGAGAGAAUGCCCGGCCCCACAGCUGGCCCUGGCAGAUCUCCCUCCAGUACCUCAAGAACGACACGUGGUGGCAUACGUGCGGCGGGACCUUGAUUGCCAGCAACUUCGUCCUCACCGCCGCCCACUGCAUCAGCAACACCCGGACCUACCGUGUGGCCGUGGGAAAGAACAACCUGGAGGUGGAAGACGAAGAAGGAUCCCUGUUUGUGGGUGUGGACACCAUCCACGUCCAUGAGAAAUGGAACACCCUUCUGUUGCGCAACGACAUUGCCCUCAUCAAGCUUGCAGAGCACGUGGAGCUGAGUGACACCAUCCAGGUGGCCUGCCUGCCAGAGAAGGACUCCCUGCUCCCCAAGGACUACCCCUGCUAUGUCACUGGCUGGGGCCGCCUCUGGACCAAUGGCCCCAUUGCUGAUGAGCUGCAGCAGGGCCUGCAGCCUGUGGUGGAUCAUGCCACGUGCUCCAGGAUUGACUGGUGGGGCUUCAGGGUGAAGAAAACCAUGGUGUGCGCUGGGGGCGACGGCGUCAUCUCAGCCUGCAAUGGGGACUCCGGCGGCCCACUGAACUGCCAGUUGGAGAACGGUUCCUGGGAGGUGUUUGGCAUCGUCAGCUUUGGCUCCUCGCAGGGCUGCAACACCCGCAAGAAGCCGGUAGUCUACACCCGGGUGUCCGCCUACAUCGACUGGAUCAACGAGAAAACGCAGCUGUGAUUUGUUGCUGGGAGCAGCGGUAGCGAGUCUCUGCAACAGCAAUAAACUUCCUUCUCCUGGGGCCACCUG
Messenger RNA from Nomascus leucogenys (northern white-cheeked gibbon), 1353 nucleotides. It is a transcript of the gene CTRC, whose product is annotated as chymotrypsin C. The record is from RefSeq and is a predicted model, not a curated record. The transcript is spliced from 10 exons. Gene Ontology annotation, molecular function: serine-type endopeptidase activity. The coding region runs from base 1 to 1284 and encodes 427 amino acids. Gene Ontology annotation, biological process: proteolysis. Lineage: Eukaryota; Metazoa; Chordata; Mammalia; Primates; Hylobatidae.